Messenger RNA from Didymodactylos carnosus, 429 nucleotides. NCBI's taxonomy places the organism in Eukaryota, Metazoa, Rotifera, Eurotatoria, Philodinida, Philodinidae. The record is from the annotation of a GenBank genome assembly.
AUGAACUCAUUUUCCAAAACAUUUCCAACAGCUGUUAUUAAAGGUGGCCAGUUUCAUUUUGCUCAAAGUAUAUGGAAAAAAGUUAAAAAAUAUAAUUUAGUACAACUGGGCAAAGAAGAAGAAACACGACGAGAAUUAGCAAAUAUUCUUGCAUUACCACUAAUACCUCCUAAUAGAAUUGAUGAAGCAUUUUCCGAUAUAGUCGAAAAUAUUAGCAAUAUUAGUCCAAGAUUUUUGAAAUUAACAGAUUACAUUUUAAAAACAUAUGUUGAAAAUCCACGAUUUGAAGUAGAUUUUUGGAAUCAUUUUGAUUUAAUUAGCGUGAGACCACGUACGAAUAAUCAUGUAGCAGGGUAUCACGCUCAGUUAAAUUCUCAAUGUGAAACACAUCCUAAUCUAUGGCCGUGGAUAAAUUAUAUUAAGGAGUGA